Messenger RNA from Armigeres subalbatus, 8142 nucleotides. RefSeq names its product rho GTPase-activating protein Graf (gene Graf). The transcript is spliced from 16 exons. Bases 1065 to 3971 code for a protein of 968 amino acids. The record is from RefSeq and is a predicted model, not a curated record. Gene Ontology annotation, biological process: signal transduction. Gene Ontology annotation, cellular component: cytoplasm. NCBI's taxonomy places the organism in Eukaryota, Metazoa, Arthropoda, Insecta, Diptera, Culicidae. Gene Ontology annotation, molecular function: GTPase activator activity; protein binding.
AUUGCGUGAAGGCGGUGGAAUGUAAUGUGACGUUUAUGUUUCUUUCAUCGAUUCCUUCACUGCCCCAUCAGCAACCAGCCAGUCAGUUCGGUUCCGUUCGUGAAUGGAUACGCGAGUGUUUUACGUUUAGCUCCGCGCCUGGCCGCUUGUGCAAGCAUUUGGUGGUGUUGGUGUUGUUUUCCAGCCUACUGUUGUUAUUCGCAUUCUUUCUCAACCGUUCGUUCGGCUGGCCACUAACAGUCGUGGGGAAGAAGAGGAAGACGAUAAGAAAAAAAUAUUGUUCGGUCGUUCAGUGCAACUACGAUAAUGUUUUUGCUAAUUUUGCCUAUUUGGCAGUUGUUGGUCAGAACCAAAUCGUGUCCUGUUUGCUGGUGAACUUCGGUGCCGGAAGAUAGUGUAUCUGAAACCCCUUGUGGGGUCGUGAAUGACCGUUGAAAAGGGACCCAAAAAUGAUGAAUCGGUGCUGGUGAUUUGCUUGCGUGAAUCAUAACAAAAGUGGCAGAAAAAUUCCAACGAAGUGUGCUGGAUCUCAAUCACAGGAGGCUGUCGCUGCCUGUUGAGUUUCUUUUUCUUCUGGUGAGAGAUGUUUGUUGGUAGUGUGCUGCUGAAGGUGCUUCGAUGAUGUUUUUUGGUGAUGACGUUUUUGUGCUUAGUCAGCAAAAACUGUUGAAAAUCGACAAAAAAAAUCCAAUCAGCCUUUUGUGACUGUAUCUGCGGCCACCGGGAUGGUCCGUAAUGUGAGUGAGAGAAUGCAUAUUGAUUGAAGAACAACCACCAGUUGGUGAUAUUGGGGCCAUAUGUGUGUCGGGAAAUGGAAGCGAAGCGACGAAGCGAUGGCGUAAAUAAAUUCAGGAAAAAUCACAGAUAAGAUAAGCAACAUUUGCUUAGACCAUCACCUCAUUCACAUCAUUCGUGGGCCUCCAUAUGAGCUGGAAGUGCCGAGUUGCAUGUGUGUAAAUAGUUGUUGAGCAAAGGAGAGUAACCAUCAAUCGUGUAAAAAGAAAAAAAAGAAGAAGAAAAAGUGUAAGUGUGUGAAUUACGGAACGGAACGUCGAGGCCACAAUAUGGUGAUAGGGAAGUUACAGCCGUUGGAGUUCACGGACUGUCUGCUGGACAGUCCGGAAUUCCGGGAAAAUCUCAAUCAGCAUGAGAAGGAGCUGGAGAAAACAAGUCAACAAAUAAAACGAAUCAUCAAGGAGGUGAAGGACCUGCUAGCCGCAGCGAAAAAUCUGUCCCGGGCGCAGCGAACUCUGUCCAAGAGUCUGAACGAAUUCAACUUCGAGUGCAUCGGCUCGACGCAAACAGACGAUGAGCAGGUGAUAGCAGAUAGCCUCAAACAGUUUAGCAAGCUCAUAUCGGCAAUUGAAGAAGAACGCGAUAAUAUGCUGGACCGAGCCCACGACCAGAUCGUUGGGCCCCUGGAGGAGUUUCGCAAGCUGCAUAUAGGGGGCGUGAAGGAGAACAAGAAAAAGUAUGACAAGAAGACGGCCAAGUUUUGCCAGGCGCAAGAAAGGUUCCUAAACAUGUCCUCCAAGAAGCCUGGAACUGCAGUAGUAGAGGCGGAUGCAUCAUUAGGAAUGCUAGAAAGAGAAUACCUGCAGGAAUCCCUCAGUUAUGUUCUGGGAAUUCAGGAAGUACAGGAAAGGAUAAAGUUCGAGUUUGUGGAAAUUAUUUUAAGAUUCAUAUCCGAUUGGCUAGUAUUUUAUCACCUCGGCCAUGAAGUAGCAGAAGAUGCCAAAGACUAUCUAUCAGAUCUCCAACUCAAAGUUCAAAAGACAAGGGAAAACUUUGAUGAGACUCGGCAGAAAGCGCAAGAACUAAAACACAGAUACAUGGAGAGUAAAAUGAAACCAGAGAGUGAAUUCACCAAGCAGGGCUAUUUAUUUCUUAUGGAAAAAAAGGCAUUCACUGCAACAUGGUCCAAAUAUUAUUGUACGUACAAAAAGCAGAACAAACGGUUCUCAAUGCUUCAAUUCAACCAAAUGUCGGGACGAUCGCAGCAAACAUCGACGGAAGUGCUAACGUUGGCAUCGUGCACGCGGAGGUUAUCCGAGUUUGAGAAGCGGUACUGUUUCGAUUUGAUCUUCGACGAAAGACCUGCCAUUACGUACACAUUUCAAGCGCUCAGCGAAGAGGAUCGCAAAGCAUGGUUAAAUGCGAUGGAUGGCAAGGAACCGACGUAUCCAAUACCAUCGACGCACCACAACGAGGAUGGGAAUCUGGACGAUGUUGGUUUCGCCUUUGUGCGAAAAUGUAUAGAAGUACUGGAACGGCGGGGGUUGGAGGAAGAGGGUCUAUACCGCAUUGGCGGUGUGAGUACAAAGAUAACGAAGUUAUUGAACAUGGGACUAGACAGAAAAAAGACUGAACAGGAUAGAUUGAUGUUUUUCAAUGAUGAGCAAAGCUCGGAUGUGUUAGAGAGUAAGACGAUAGCGAGCGCACUGAAGCACUAUUUAAGGAACCUAAACGAACCGUUGAUGACCUUUCGGUUGCACCAUUCGUUUAUCGCUUCGGCCAAGCAAGAAACCCGACAGCAACGGAUAAAUGACGUUCAUACGUUGAUACAUAGGUUACCCAAAAGCCACCUUGAAAUGCUGGACAUUGUAAUAAGGCAUUUGAAAUCCGUUUCCCUGAAAUCGGACAAGAAUAAGAUGUCGGUGUUCAAUCUAGGAGUAGUCUUUGGACCAACCCUGCUGCGUGCAGCAGAGGAAACCGUUGCUGCCAUAUUAGAUAUCAAGUUCAACAACGUUGUGAUAGAGAUGCUGAUCGAGAAUUACGAUAAAAUCUUCAAAUCGCAACCUGGGAAGAACACGGAGUACCUACCACACACUAAUACUAGCCCACCGUUAGCAAUGCCACGUUCCUAUGGGGGAAUCGGUGGUGGUGGCGGUGGUGGAGGAGGUGGCGGUGGAGGAAUCAUCGGAGGAAGUUACGCCAAAGAACGCGGUUCCACCUACUCACAGCCUGUUGUGCGGGUCGUGGCCAAAUCCAACUACACCGAACCCGUAAUGUCCUCUAGCCUUCAAAACAUUUCCAACGGAUUAUCCCUGUACAGCAAAGGAACAAACCACUAUCCCACCUACGAAGCCAAACCGAAGAUUAUCACGACAAUGAAUAACUCCACGCCAUUUCUGUUGCGGGACACAACCCUGUCGCCUCGUGAGAUAAGCAUAGACACGCGGGAGACUACCUAUCUGAAAUCCGCGCCAUCCACAAUCACCAUCAGUAGUCAUAACAGCCCUCCUCCCAGCCAUAACCAUCACCUGGCUCGGCAGGAUGGCGGGGGAGGAGGAGGUGGAGGAGGAGGAGGAGGAGGAGGAAGCAGUCAGAUUUAUCAGAGCGCCUAUCAGACUCACCUGCUGCACAGUCGGGGUGAGCCGAUGUCAAUGGUUCGGGGAGGCAGCGCGGGAUCGGAUAGCAUUUACGGAACAACAACGGCCAUGCACAAAAUGGGUCAUCCCAAUCCGAUGACCAGCAGCGAUUCCAAUCUCACGAGUACUAGGAAAGACCUGUCCCUCUACGAUCGGAUAAAUUCCACCAGCAGUUCCAACGAAUCGGUGUGUUCCUCCUCUAGUCGCGAUUUAAAUCACUCAUACGGAGGAAGCACCCGGGUGAUGCCCAGCUGGGAGUAUGGUACGGGUAACGGAAGCAUCGGUGUAGUCAGCAGUGCGCUCAGCAAGUUUUCUAUUCGGGACGAUUCUAGUCAAGGUUAUAUCCCGAAGAAAACGCAACGCACGAAAGGUCUCACCCGCCAUACGAAACUUGUGACGCCUAGGGAUAAUCUGUGUAUUUAUUUCAGUCGAGUGAGGACGCUAUACGCAUGCUUAGCGGAAAAUGAUGGAGAGCUCUCGUUUGAACCCAAUCAAAUCAUUACUAAUGUAAAACGUUCCAAUGAACCGGGCUGGCUUGAGGGCACCCUACACGGUAAGUCAGGAUUGAUUCCUGAAAACUACGUAGAAGUACUAAAGUAAUCCGAACGACAGCUGCUUACCACUAAACCACCAAAAACAAACAAAACACGUGAGCCUACAAUCGUCAGAAUCGAAUUGUAAGUUCAGCACAGAAUCGUACCAUAUAUUGUGUAGUUUAUCGAUUAAGUGUUAACUGUAGAUGAGCAUAACGGGAGAGCUCUGUGGACAGCAUUCAUCUAGGGUUCCGAAUUCGCCUUGCCAACCAGGGGGGUGGAGUAUGAACGGCUAGCAGGUAAACCUCCUACUUAAGCCAGUAGGGAAAUAUCAGGAUAUCAUAAUCACCAUCCCGACAAAUUAUGAAGAAUUCUUACGUAUUUUAUCGACGAAUUUUUCUCACGUACUUUUAAUUUUUGAAGAAUUUACUCAAACAACUGAAUGCAUGGCGAUAAAUCAGUAAGACUACACAUUGCAUAAACGAAGGAUACAUUUUCCAUCAUUUUACCACCAGACAAACAAAAAUACACACAUCUGUAGAAGGUAUUGUUGGAUGAAAAUAUAAAAAAACAAGGCUGUUAUCAAAACUUUUAGUAUUGGCACUAUAAGGAUCACAAAUUUGCUAAAUCUUUUAUUGAUUUUAACGCUGUGGUAACUUUAGAUGUAGACAGAUUCUGAACAAUCGCUAGCUAAUCCAUUGUUCCGUACUUAAAAAAACAAUUGAACGAUCAAAGUAGUGGACCGUCAUGGUAAAACCGAUUGAAGGAACAUUCAUACGAAACAAAAAGGCACUAAAAAUCCGGAAUCCCAGCUGUUCCAAUGGACAACAUCGAAUGAACUAGCCGCGAUGAGUGUAAUGUGUGUAAAGACAGCAUGACACAAACUUGCAGGAUCACGAUAACAAACAAAACACCAAUUCAUAUGAGAUAGUAAAAAUCUCUGUAUAGUAAAACAAAACAAGCAGAAAAUGAAUUUAUGAAUGGUUAACCGUUAAAUAGCACAUUUAAUAACCCAACAAAAGAAAUAAUUCAUUCACAAUGGGCAUACACACAUCAACAAAAUCUUCUGAAACAAUUGCAUUAUUUCUUAUGCUUAUUAGAGAGAGCUUUACUAAUGUAAAGUAUUAAAAGCCGAUAGUCGGUUAUCUGUGCACCGUCCAAAUUUACAACCGCCUGGUUUAAAUCGUUUUUUUUUUUGUUUCUAAUUCAUGUGGAUUCAUGAUUUUUUACAAACAGGUUUACAAAAGUUUCCGCAGUCUUAACUAACAAAUAACGUUUGUGUUUGCUCUUCAGGUCUGUUGUUGUUUUUAUAGAGUUUUGAUUUAUGGACUCUUUAAUUUAGAAGGCUAAAGAAUUAAAAUUGUCAUCAAAAAUUUCUAACAAUUUUCAUAACAUGCAUAUUUAAUAAUUUUUUUCAUAUUUUCUUUUCAAAUUUUCUAAUAGUUUCACCUGACGUAAACAAUUUUAGGUAUAGUUUUGUUACUACUAUCUCAACAUUUCAAUAUUUAUAUUAUACUAGUCGGCAGACAUUGUACUGCAUAGUAGGCAAAAAUACGCGUUGUGAACUGCCCUUGCGAAAUUUCCAUACGAAUAUUUAUAUUAGUUUUUCACGAUUUACUCAACCCUACUCGUGAUUUUUGCAUGAGGAAAUAUAUAAAAUCCAUCCAGCCGUUUUCGAGUUAUGCGGAUACGAACAAAGACCAUUUCAUUUUUAUAUAUACAAAUGACGGAAUAUCAAGAAUACGGAUGGUUUGAAGAAGCAAACAUUACUAUAAUGAAUCAUGGUAACAUCUUCUGCUCGCUGCUCUCACAUGUCCAAAUCAAGCCUCAUAUUAUAUAAUUUCUCUCGCACUAACGCCAUCUUGAAGAGCAAUACAACAUUUUAACUGCCCCGAUUCGCAUAAGAGUCCCGUGCCUAUUUUAAUAUUUAGUAUUGCCUUCUGUUUCUGAUCAAAUCAAAUACUUUGUUCAAGAAAUUUGGAAAUCAAAACCCUUUCGUGUUGUCCUAUCUUGCUAAUUAUUCGCAUAAUAGUCACAUUCCAGACUUUGAUACUCUGCUACAUGAAAAUUUAACAUAUCUAUUAUCCAAUCAAUAAUCCCCUAGCAUUGCAUACAGACGAAGAAUACUAUGUCAAAGUUUCAGAAAAAUGCAGCUUUUAUUAUUUUAUUAGAAUGUUUUGUAUUACGCCAUGUAGGACGAGUUUGAGAACUUCUUCAGCAAACCCUCAACAUGGAGAAAACUCACAUGAGACUGUUAUGCGAACAGGGGUUAUUAAGCAAUGACAUAUUUUUUCCGAUUAACAUAACAGUUCUCCAAAUUGAUUAAAAGGCCGACGUAGUUUUUAAACUCGUUUUGCAAGGAAAAAUUAAAAUAAAUCCAAUAAAUUGAUACAAGCUACAAUGUUUCUGAAAUUUUGUAUGUAAUAAUAUUUUUUAUUUGUUCGCUUUGCUAUAAACUAUGCAUUAUGUUUUUGUUUUGUGUUGCAAAGUAUGAAAAUCUAAAAGGAGACUGAUUUGAAAAUAAAUUGCACGAUAUGACUUGACAACUGGCAUUAUUAAAUUAUUAAACUUAUUUCUAAAAGAAAAUUAGACAUGGAAUUUUUGUGCGAAUUUGGAAAGCAUCCAUUUCUUUUAUUAGGAAUCCAAGUAAAGUAGAAUUUGUUAGAUUGAAUCAUGCUUUUGAAUUUGAUUGAACUCCGAAAGAACUGAUCACGAGUACAUCCAACCAGACACAAAAUGCACUGUCAAAUAGACUCUCAUCGUAGACCAAACACGCGAGUAACACGCCCCCAAUACCACGAAGACAUAAUCUAAGGUACAUUUCUGAAUAGGUGUAAUAUAUGUAAAUUAACUAUAACAUAAAAUGCUAUUUAAAUGGAAUCGCGGGAAAGCGUCAUCCAUUGAGAUUGCGUCAUUCGCGAAUCGUAUCCUCUUAUCCCUCAUUGAUUCCCUGCCAAACGCAUUCCAAUCAUACAACUAGCAUAGCGCUCGUUCGUGGAGUGAUACAUUCUCAGUAGAUGACUUCUGGAACGAAAGGUAAUGAGAAGGAAGGGCAAAAAAUGUGAAAACAAUGACACCAGAAGAAAUAAACUUCUAGCAUUAAGUUUAGUGUUAUAAGUGUAAAAAAGAAGACAUAUUAAGCAAAAACUCUAGAAAAUGAACCACAGCAAAAAAAACAAUGGAUAAGUGACGCUAGCAGAUAACCUUGAACCAAUAUUAAACUUUCUAACGGUAGUAUUUUGUUUUCCAUGAGUUGAAAAGCUCACAUUUUGAUAAAGUUUUUUUUAUUAUCAAACUAAUUGACUUCAAAUAGGUAAUUUUGUAAAAAAGAAACGAAUAAAUUACAUAUUGCCUUUUUUAGUAAAGAUACAAAUCAGAAUUCUAUUCCAAUCAUAUGUUGCCAUAUAACGUACAAAUAAAUUUCAUUUUAAAUGAAAUUUUGACUUUUCGUUUCUGUAAAUUUCAUCUCGAUUACACACAAUUGUUUAAAAAAUUAAUUGAAAAAAAGCAUUCCUUUAUUUUAAGAUAGAACAAAAAGCUCCUUAGAUUACAAUUUCUUAUAAUUUUAUUUCAGAUGCAAGAAAUUUAAAAUUUUAUCCUUCGUUUCACUUCUCUAUUUACUAAAAAGCCUGUGAUAGAGUCACGCAAAUUAUUAAAGAAGAAUUGGACCUAGUAGAACCAUAUUUAAAAUUGUUUUAAUUGCUCCGUGAUUUCCUCGCUUCUCCAUGUUUUACCAUCGGUUUAGUUAUCAUUGUGUACAUAUUAAGUUGAAUAAUUUAGAUGAUUAUGUUUAGUCUUGUUGAGUUUUAGUUCUUUUGGAGCACAUUAUUACUAACAACCGUAAACCCGGAGACACUUUAACAUUGCGUCUGAAGACUCCUGAUCGAAAAGAUUAGAGUUAAACAAACUUUCAGUAGCCAAGUAUUAUAAUAACAACGGAAAAUAGACUUCUAGCAGCUGGAACCGAGUUGCUUUUUUUCUGAUUUGGUUAUAGUUUUAAGCACAUUGUAAAGCCAAUCAUUCUUGUGAAUCUAGGAUUUAACGUGUAAAAUAUAUAUUGUUAUUUAAUUUUAUGCUUUUUAUAGUCAUUUGUAAAAUCUUUUACGACUACACCGUAACAUAGAGAGUACAUUGAAAGAUGUAUAUGUAUUAUUUUAUUUAUACAAGUAUCUCGAUAAACGAUUCCUCGGUAUGUGAAAGAACAGUCAAAGACAAAAUAAAAUCUGCAAAUAAUACAA